CCUUCUUUUUUACUUCCGUAGCAGCUUAGCCUUCGAAGCCCAGAACGUUGCAGGGACGGCGGUCAAUGCAUUAUUCUAAUGUUUUUUUCCCGAAGUUUCACCUUCUUCCGCUUCCAUUGUUCUAAGUGACUGGUGAUGUGGUGUUAACUAGUGGCCACGACCCCAACGAAAAGAAGAAUAUAUCGUGGGAUUUUUGCUGCGGUUCAAUUGGCGGUUUUAUCUGAGCGAAAGGCACUCCGACCCACGCUGAUGGCGGUCACCAUCGAGGAUCUCUAUCGGAACUACGGCAUCCUUGCCGAUGCCAAGGACGACGUUAGCCAGCAUAAAGAUGCCUACCAAGUCAUCCUUGAUGGUGUGAAAGGUGGUCCCAAGGAGAAGCGAUUGGCAGCUCAAUUCAUUCCCAAGUUCUUCAGCAAUUUCCCGGAGUUGGCAGACGCGGCCAUCAACGCCCAAUUGGAUCUUUGUGAAGACGACGACAUCUCGAUUCGGCGGCAGGCCAUUAAGGAGUUACCGCGCUUUGCAACUGGUGACAACAUCCUGAAAGUUUCAGAUAUUCUCACUCAGCUCCUACAGACAGAUGACACGGCUGAAUUCAACCUCGUCAACGUAUCGCUGAUUUCUAUCUUCAAGAUUGACGCAAAAGGCACCCUGGAGGGCCUCUUCUCUCAGGUGCUGCAGGGUGUAGACAUCGUGCGAGAGCGGGCCAUCAAAUUUCUGUCCACCAAACUGAAGACCCUACCAGAGGACGUCAUGACAAAAGAGGUGGAAGACUAUGUCUUUACUGAGACGAAGAAGGUGCUUGAGGACGUGACCGGAGAGGAGUUUGUGCUUCUGAUGCGUUUGGUGUCGGGCCUUCGCGUGCUGCAGACGGUAAGCGGGCGUCAGCAGCUGGUGGAGCUAGUGGUGGAGCAGGCCUUCCUGGAGCAGGAGCUCAACCCCGGCGACCCCGACACAGUAGACCGCCUGCUGCAGUGCACACGCCAGGCACUGCCCCUCUUCUCUAAAAAUGUCCAUUCCACGCGUUUCGUGACCUACUUUUGUGAGCACGUCCUGCCCAACCUCAGCAUGCUGACGAGUCCUGUGGCCGAGCUGGACAUUCAACUGGAGGUCCUGAAGCUGAUGGCGGAGAUGAGUCCUUUCUGUGGCGAUAUGGAUAAGCUGGAGACCAAUCUCAAUAUGCUAUUCACUAAGCUGCUGGAGUACAUGCCUCUGCCGCCAGACGAGGUGGAAAAUGGCGAAAACUCUGCCAGCGAGGAGCCCAAGCUGCAGUUCAGCUACGUGGAGUGUCUCCUUUUCAGCUUCCACCAGCUGGGCAAGAAGCUGCCGGACUUCCUCAUCGACAAAGUGGACGCCGAACGCCUCAAAGACUUCAAGAUAAGGUUACAGUAUUUCGCCAGAGGCCUGCAGGUUUACAUCAGACAGCUGCGAGUGGCUCUGCAGGGCAAGACGGGAGACGCGCUCAAGACAGACGAGAACAAGAUCAAGGUGGUGGCCCUGAAGAUUACAAACAACAUCAACGUCCUCAUCAAGGACCUCUUUCACAACCCGCCGUCGUUCAAGAGCACCAUCACGCUGUCCUGGAAGCCUGUCCAGAAGAGCGAAGCUGUGGCCCCCAAGCGUCCAUCGAGCGACGACUCGGUCCCGGGGGCCGUGGUGAAGAAACAGAUCGCCCCGCAGCCUCGGCGGGACGCACGGCAAAUCUACAACCCCCCGAGCGGCAAAUACAGCGCCUCCCUCGGAAACUUCAACUACGAGCAGCGCGGCGGAUUCAGGGGCGGACGGGGGCGGGGCUUCGGCACCAGAGGCAACAGAAGCCGAGGGCGGACCUACUAAGACUUCCCAAACUCCUCUAAGCCACGGUCGUAGCUCCACCCCCCAACCCCUUCUUGUUUUUAUGUCUUUGUGGAUCAAAAGACUGCUGACUCCUGACGAACUUUUGGCUCCCUUUUGGGUGUUUUGAAAAGAAAGCGAGAGAGGAAGCGAUCUUUUUUGGUUUGCAACGUGACGUUUGAAGGCAUUUCUUUCCACCUUUUAUUUAAUCCUGCUUUCAGUUUUUUCUAUUAGUGCUCUAGCUAAAUUUGCAGACGAUGUACUAUUUGUAUUGUGGAUGUUUUGUCUGAUUUUUUUUUUAUCAUAAACUUGUAUGCAAGUAGGAA
Molecule: messenger RNA, 2156 nt
Organism: Entelurus aequoreus (snake pipefish)
Lineage: Eukaryota; Metazoa; Chordata; Actinopteri; Syngnathiformes; Syngnathidae
Gene: api5
Product: apoptosis inhibitor 5
Exons: 15
Coding region: 250-1833 (527 amino acids)
Biological process (GO): negative regulation of apoptotic process
Cellular component (GO): nucleus
Molecular function (GO): RNA binding
Source: RefSeq, a predicted model, not a curated record